This is a messenger RNA of Phyllopteryx taeniolatus (common seadragon), 5682 nucleotides long. RefSeq names its product coagulation factor V (gene f5). The transcript has 25 exons. The record is from RefSeq and is a predicted model, not a curated record. Lineage: Eukaryota; Metazoa; Chordata; Actinopteri; Syngnathiformes; Syngnathidae. Gene Ontology annotation, molecular function: oxidoreductase activity; copper ion binding. Bases 97 to 5544 code for a protein of 1815 amino acids.
CAUCAGGGAGAGAUAAAGUUCCCGGUGGACUUUUGUGUCACACAGAGCACAGCUCGGACACUUUUGGAAGAUAGCGGACUCGCUCCACGCACAGACAUGAGGCUUUGGGUCCGGACCGCAGGCGGAGGUCUCUUUGCCGUUCUCCUGCUGGCUCUUCUGGCCUCCUCCGCCGUCCACGUUGGAGCCAACCAGCAGGACCAAGCCAGGAAAAGACAAUACUACAUAGCUGCCGUGGAGAUCGACUGGAACUACAAUGGCAACGACACGCGCAGGUUCGGUCGCACUUACAAGAAAGUGGUUUUCCGGGAGUACGAGAAAGACUUCACACGGGCAAAGGCUCAUGACCCCUCGUUAGGUUUGCUCGGACCCACGCUGAGGGCCGAGCGGGGCGAGAUCCUGGUGGUCACGUUCCGAAACAUGGCGUCAGAACCGCACAACCUCCACCCACAUGGAAUUGCUUACGGGAAACAGUCCGAGGGAGCGCACUACUUUGACAACACGUCACAAAAAGAGAAGGAGGACGACGUGGUAAAAACGGGUGGCGAGCAUGUGUACUCCUGGGAGGUGACGGCCGACGUUUCGCCCGAACCCGACGACCCUGCCUGCCUGGUCUACUCGUACGUGUCCCACCUGAACCCAGUAGAGGACUUCAAUUCGGGCCUCGUGGGCGCUUUGCUCAUCUGCAAGAACGGCAGCUCGGACGAGUCGGGGGCACGGGCCGGCGUCAAACGGGAGCUGGUCCUGCUCUUUGGGGUCUUUGACGAGCGAGAAGGCAUCUACAAGCCCAAGGACCGAUCCUUAGACCACGUCCACUACACCAUUAACGGCUACACCGAGGGAGCGCUACCCGGUUUGAGCGUGUGCGCCUAUUCCUCGGUCAGCCUUUACCUGCUGGGCAUGAGCUCCGAGCCCGAGCUGUUCUCGGCGCACAUCGCCGGGCAGGUGCUGCGGCACAUGGGUCACAGGGUUUCGUCCGUGGGCCUCAUCAGCGGCUCCUCUGCCACCGCCAGCCUGGUGCCGGCGCACUUGGGCCGCUGGAUGCUGUCCUCGCACGUGCUCAAGCACAUUGAAGCGGGCAUGCACGCCUUCUUGGAUGUGAACCAGUGUGAGGGCAUCAAAGCACCACGCCAGACGGUGACCUUCGAGCAAAUACGCGAAAGGAGGGAGUGGAAAUACUACAUCGCUGCUGAGGAGGUCGUGUGGGACUACGCACCUAAUAUGCCCGAACACAUUGACGAGAGCUACAAGUUCCAGUACCUGCAACAGUCCUCAACUCGCAUCGGCAGGAAGUACAAGAAAGCCGUGUACACACUGUACAACGAGUCCUUCACAGAACGAAUCGAGAACAAGCAGAGGAAAAGCGAGCUCGGCAUCUUGGGUCCAGUAAUAAGAGCGCAAGUCAGAGACGUCAUCAAGAUUGUAUUCAAGAACAUGGCCUCCAGGCCGUACAGCAUCUAUCCACACGGACUGACAAUCGAAAAGUCAGAAGAGGGCGUGAACUACCCAGAAGGAGGCAACAAGACGCAUGCCGUCCGGCCGGGCGAGACGUACACGUACGUUUGGCGAGUGGCUGAGGAGGACGGGCCUCUGAAAGGAGACUCCAGGUGUCUGACGCGGAUGUACCACAGUGCCGUAGAUACGCCACGCGACAUAGCCUCGGGUCUGAUCGGACCCCUUCUCAUCUGCAAGAGUCAGUCGCUCAAUGUCAGGAAUGUACAGGUCAAAUCAGACAAGGAGCAACAGGCCAUGCUUGCUGUCUUCGAUGAAAACAAGAGCUGGUACCUGGACUACAACAUUAGGCACUUCUGCGAUCGAUCCCGAGUUAACAAGGCGGACCCCAACUUUUACAAGUCCAAUGUCAUGCACACUAUCAAUGGCUAUGUGUAUGAGAGCGGACCACUCUUGGGCUUCUGCAACGGUGAAGUGGCAACAUGGCAUGUGUCCAGCGUGGGCGCACAGGACUACAUUCAGACGGCGACAGUCUACGGCCACACAUUUGAACUGAAUAACCGCAUGGAAGAUAUCCUCAGCCUCUACCCCAUGACUGGAGAGACCAUUACGAUGCGCAUGGAAAACAUAGGUGUUUGGCUUCUGGCGUCGCUGAAUUCCCACGAGACAACUAAAGGAAUGCACCUAAAGUUCCAGGAUGUCGAGUGCUUCCGUGACCACCACUAUGAGUACAGUGACUAUGAGGAGCCAGGAAAAAUGGAGUUUGAUUUGUGGAAGCCCCCAAGUAGGAACGAACUCUUGAAUAGGAAGGAGGAGGAAAUGAAGAAGCCAAAAGAGCCUACCACUAGCACAACGGUGACUGAUGACUACACAGAGAUGUUUGCCACUGAAUUGGGCCUCAGGUCACUGAAGAAUCAAGCUUCAGUGGAGAGUGUGGAGAAGCUGGACUUGUCUUUCCUCGACUAUGACGCUGUUGAUGUGCAAGAUGGAAAAGCCACAAUAAGGACAAAAAACCCGAUAUGCGGUAGUCUAAGCGUGUCACGAGAUGAAGGCCCAAAAAGCAGUGCUUCCGGGUUGGCUUCGAGUCUCGAUAAUGACGCCGCGUCCAAGAUGGAAACAACAACACUUUAUAACAGAACACUUUCAUCAAAGUUUGGGAACAUAUCAACCGAGGCUACCAAUCAGACUGAAACAACAGCUGUAAGGUCCACGUUAGAUGCUGGAAAAUGUAAUAGAACCUUGACAAGUAACAAUCUGACCUCUAUGGGCUCGGAGGGGAAAUCCGAAGAAAGACUGACACGAGGGGAUGCGUUUCCCUAUUUCGACACGAGCAACAUUAGCAGCCUGGACAACCACAACGGGACUGUAGUUGAUACUGUCCAAAGAGAUAACGCAAGCAGUGCCCAUGAGUGUGGCCCCCAGAGGGAUUCAACCAAAUCCAAGUCAGCACAGAGUGCCAAAUCUGUUCUUGAGCAGUCAAAUGGUACAACCCCCUUGAACAAGACUCAGAUCACGGGUAUCUUGCAGCCCACCGCCGAUCUCAGCUCAGAAGACUUCAAUGAUUCAGAAAGCAGUGAGAAAGUGUUUAUAUACCUCAAACAAAACCACACAGAGGUGAUUAAAUCCACUGCUGUGAGGACAGAGAGUCACAACUGGACUUACGACGGAACUGAACGGAAUGAAAAAGUACCAAUGGAGAUUCCAGACUAUAUGGUGAAAUACAUGAAGAAGGAAACCCCGACACCCAAAAAGAUCCCCAAGAUCAAGAGGGUGAACCUUCGACAGAAGCCUCAGAAAGGCCAGGGCAUGAAAACGAGAAAGAGAAAGGUAUACAAGCCGGAGGUCACAAGAGGUCUACCCUUCUCUCCUCGUGGAUUCAACCCUAACAUAACCCCAAGGGGGUCACGCCCCGCUUCACCGAAAGCCAUCUCAGAUGAGGAGGAGCUCAUUAACAUGCCUGUGGUCAUCGGUGUGCCCCGGCCCGAUUUCAGUGACUAUGAGUUUUACGUUCCGGGAGAUGAGCCUGACCAUUUAUUGUUAGACAGGCAGGAUUUGAAGGCAGACGAAUACGAGUAUGUGAACUACAAAGACCCCUACAGCAGUCAUCAAGACAUCAAGAACUUCAACAUAGAGGAGACCAAUAAAUACUACUUAAAGCACUCAGGGCCGAAUGUCAAGAUGUACUUCAUUGCUGCAGAGGAGGUCGAGUGGGACUACGCUGGCAAUGGACAGAGAAGGCAGAUAAGGCUACAGCAAAGCACUCGCAACACUAAGUUCAAGAAGGUGGUAUUCCGCGGUUACACGGAUGGGCUUUUCAGAACUCCUGAAAUCCGAGGCGAGAAGGAACAGCAUCUUGGCAUCCUCGGGCCUGUCAUCAAGGCGGAGUACGGACAAAGCAUCAUGGUGGUGUUCAGAAACAAAGCCAAACGUGCGCUUUCCUUACACCCGAAUGGGGUUACCUAUAACAAGUGGACAGAAGGUCUGUCCUAUGAGGAUAGCUCCAAGCCCUGGUACAGAGAUGAUAAUGAGGUUCCACCCAAUGGCAACUUCACAUAUGUCUGGAAGGUCCCCCGAAAGCCUGCACACAGGCCAGAUGAGCCUUACUGUCAGACUUGGACCUACUAUUCUGGUGUUAAUCCUGAAAAGGACAUCCAUUCCGGCUUGAUCGGACCUUUGCUGGUGUGUCCAGAGGGCACGAUUAAGAAUGUGACGAACACAAGAGAGUUCACGUUGCUCUUCAUGACCUUUGAUGAGUCGCAGAGCUGGUACUAUGAGGAGAAUCGCGAGAACAUGCAGCAGAAAAGACAAAGAGGAAUUCUGGAGCCUAUCCUCAAAGAAAACCUCCUGUUCCAUUCCAUCAAUGGUAUCACAUAUAACCUUAAGGGCCUGAGGAUGUAUACCAACCAGCUGGUCCGCUGGCACCUGAUCAACAUGGGCUCCCCCAAAGACUUCCAGAGCAUCCACUUCCACGGACAGACGUUCCUCCACACGACGACCACCAGAAACAGACACGCAGUCUACCCGCUGCUUCCUGGAGGUUUCGCAACCCUGGAGAUGUAUCCUUCCAAGCCUGGCCUGUGGCAGCUGGAGACAGAAGUUGGCUGCAACCAGCAGCGAGGGAUGCAGACACUCUUCUUAGUCCUCGAUAGCGACUGCUACCAUCCCUUGGGCUUGCAAUCGGGCAGUGUGAAAGACGAGCAGAUCACAGCCAACAACACUCGAGGAUACUGGGAGCCACAUCUUGCCCGGUUGAACAAUAAAGGCAAAUACAACGCAUGGAGCACAGACCAGAGCAACAGUUUUAUUCAGUUGGACUUUCUGCGUCCCGUGGUGAUCAGCCAGGUGGCCACACAAGGAGCCAAACAGCUCUUCCAAUACCAGUUUGUCACAAAUUACUCCAUUUCCUACAGCAACGACCGCAGGAGAUGGGUCCUCUACAAGGGUGACAGCAUUUACCCAAUAAAGGUGUUUCCUGGGAACCGGGAAGCUUACGUGACAAAAACAAACACCUUUUCCCCACCGGUGAUCGCACGCUUCAUUCGGCUCCACCCUGUGCACUGGUACAACAUGGCCACAGUGCGCAUGGAGUAUUACGGCUGUGAGCUCGACGGCUGCUCAGUGCCUCUCGGGAUGGAGAACGGACUGAUCGAGGACCGUCGCGUCACGGCGAGCUCUGUGAACUCCAACUGGUACUUCGGACCCUGGAGUCCCUCCUUUGCUCGCCUCAACAAACAAGGAGCCGUCAAUGCCUGGCAAGCUAGGCAGUAUAGAGACAUGAAGCAGUGGCUUCAGGUGGAGCUGGCGGACGUCAUGAAGAUCACGGGGAUUAUCACGCAAGGAGCCAAGUCUCUGGGGAAAGAGAUGUACGUCACAUCGUACACUCUCAAGUACAGCGACAAUGGAAUCCACUGGCACGACUACACGGAGGACGACGACCGACCGGCUAAGAUCUUCUUUGGGAACACCGACAACAACGAACAUGUCAAGAAUUUUAUCUACCCGCCCAUUUUUUCCCGUUUCGUCCGAAUCGUCCCCCGAACCUGGACGGCCUCCAUCACGCUGCGGGUCGAGCUGUUGGGCUGCAACUUCGAGUGACGCCGAGCGACCUUCGAGCGACCUUCACGCCGCUGCCUUAGCCAUCCAAAGAUUCUGCAUUUCCAAACAUGACCAUUCUCACUCGCUCCGACUAUUUCCCCCCUAUCCAUAUCGCUUAAUAAAAUCACCCAAAUAUUA